Molecule: messenger RNA, 849 nt
Organism: Lymnaea stagnalis (great pond snail)
Lineage: Eukaryota; Metazoa; Mollusca; Gastropoda; Lymnaeidae
Source: the annotation of a GenBank genome assembly
UGUCAUUAUAACAUUGUUACCACAUAACUGUAACUAUUUUAACAUGUCAUUUUAAAUUUGUUACCAUGUAACUGAAACUAUUUUAACACAUGCCAUUAUGACUGUAAUUCAUUCAAGGGAAGCGUGGUACGCCUUCUAAGAGUUUUUUCUGCUAUAAGUCUUUAAGUUGUAAAUAAUGCGCAAAGUAGCUGAAACCAAACGUUUGCUUAGGAACAGCCUCACCAAAAAUGUGUGGGUAAUGUCAUCGGCAUGUGGUUGCCACUACCAAAACAUGCCUUUUAUCCGCCAAUAGAGACAUGCUGACCAGUUCGUUCAAUCAUAAAGCCAAUACAGGUUUACCGACCAGUUCCUUUAGUCAGCACGCCAAUACAGACAUUCUGACUAGUUCCUUUAAUCAACACGCCAAUACAGACAUGCUGACCAGUUCCUUUACUCAGCACGCCAAUACAGACAUGCUGACCAGUUCGUUCAAUCAUAAAGCCAAUAUAGAUUUACCGACCAGUUCCUUUAGUCAGCACGCCAAUACAGACAUUCUGACGAGUUCCUUUAAUCAACACGCCAAUACAGACAUGCUGACCUGUUCCUUUAUUCAGCACGCCAAUACAGACAUUCUGACUAGUUCCUUUAAUCAACACGCCAAUACAGACAUGCUGACCUGUUCCUUUAGUCAGCAUGCCAAUACAGACAUGCUGACCAGUUCCUUUAGUCAGCACGCCAAUACAGACAUGCUGACCAGUUCGUUCAACCAUAAAGCCAAUACAGAUUUUACCGACCAGUUCCAUUAGUCUGCACGCCAAAAAAAAAAAAAAUGCUGACCAGCUUCUUGAAAUAAAACUUAUAAAAAUAUUG